Messenger RNA from Haemonchus placei, 339 nucleotides. NCBI's taxonomy places the organism in Eukaryota, Metazoa, Nematoda, Chromadorea, Rhabditida, Trichostrongylidae. The record is from the annotation of a GenBank genome assembly.
AUGCGAUCUAAAGUAAGACCUGAUCUCCGAGCCUCGGGGUGCAGCGGCGACUGCAAUCUCCUCGAAACCUUGAACUCUCACCCCAUAUCAGCUGGAAGAAGCCAUAAUGAAUGGGCAGUAUCGCGGAGAGGUCCUAACCGGUUCCAAGUUGAGACAAGUCCAAUGGCCAAUGCUAGUCCGAGCAAUAAAUGAGCGGUCCUUAGUUUCGAUUGACUCCCAUCCUCAUGAGGUGCCACUCGACCCCCUUGUCUGUACCUUUCGCCAAAUGAUAUCAGGGAGAUAGCCACCGGUGUUAUAUUUGUCACAUACAUAUGCGAUCGAAACAGCACCGCAUCGUGA